Molecule: messenger RNA, 801 nt
Organism: Drepanopeziza brunnea f. sp. 'multigermtubi' MB_m1
Lineage: Eukaryota; Fungi; Ascomycota; Leotiomycetes; Helotiales; Drepanopezizaceae
Source: RefSeq, a predicted model, not a curated record
AUGACGUUAUUCCCCGGCGUCGCUUUGGUGACAGGAGCCGCUUCAGGGAUCGGACGUGCAGUAGCCAUCUCGUUCGCCCUCGAGGGAUGUCCGCAAAUCACCGAGAAGUACAUGAAGGAAGUUUCGAGCUUUGCUGAAAUUCUCGUCUACCCGGUCGACAUGCUGGAGGAAGAGCAAGUCUGGGCCAUGGUGCAAGCGACCGUCAACGAAUGGGGAAGGGUGGACUAUGCCGUCAAUGCUGCCGGCGUAAUUGGCAACAAUGACCGCUCGACCUCAAUAAGCGCCUACGAUUUCGAUCUCAUCAACAACAUUAACUAUCGCGGAACAUGGCUCUCAUCAAGGGCGGAGCUGACGCAGAUGUUGAAGCAGGAACCAUUACCAACGCAUGAUGGAAGAUUAGGCAGCAGAGGCAGCAUUGUGAAUAUUGCGAGUCAGUUGGGCCUGGUAUCGAGGCCGAAUGCACCGGCCUACUGCGCUUCCAAAGCAGCAGUCAUCUCACUGACGAAGAGCGAUGCCAUCGACUACUCGAAGGACAAUAUCAGAAUCAAUUGCGUUUGUCCAGGUGUUAUCGCAACGCCCAUGACAAAAGGCGAUCCGGCACUCGCCAAAGUGCUAGAGUCGGCGGUGGCGAUUGCGCCGAUGGAUCGCAUGGGGAGCGCGCAGGAGGUCGCAGACGCUUGUCUGUUCCUAUGCAGUAGCAAGGCUACUUUCGUGCAGGGGCACGCUCUCAAGAGGGCCCUAGAAAGCAUUCAAAGUGGUGCAGCGUGGCUGCCAUCAAGUGCGCCCUUCCCCGACGGAUAA